AUGCCGCACACACGACGUCCCAGGAAACCCGAUUCCAAACUUCAGCAGCAGAAACGCCUGCAAGUCACAGACGCAGACGGCUGGACGCACGUCACCACCAACAAAAACGUGCGACGGGCACUGCGCCCAAACCAGAGCGCCGACGGAGGCCAAUCGACAACUCCAGCGCUGCUCCCAGCCGAAGCUCCCUCGCAAUUGACCCUCGACGACCUUCAAACCCAGUUCAAUGGGUAUCGCGAGAGAUGGGAGGGGUCGGAGACUUGGCGCGUAAUGGCGGAUACACUCCGGAGGAGGUUCGAAGGGAGCAGUUCGAUCUCCGAUCCAGAUCCCCGCGCAACUCCGCUGGAGAACAUCGUCUGCAUUGGUCUUGGAAGCCCGAGCGGGUUUCUGCGAGGGGGUUGGGUAGAUCGCCGGAGUGUGUCGCUGUAUCAGCUCGCUGCGUUGGUGGGCGUAACGGGAUUGAUGAAGAAAUACUGUCCCUCGAUCAUCGCCUACGCCCAAGAUCCAGUCUUCAACCAGCUCGACCGGUCGCUCCUCAAUUCUCUCGGGAUCACCGUCCUCGAUCACCCCGAGGGGUUUGAAAAGGCCUCCAAUAGGUCAUUCCUGUAUUGUCCCGGUGCGGAGCGGACGCAUCUUGAGCAAUUGCUUGCUUCGGAUCCGCCGUUGCUCUUCGGGGGUCCCCUGGAGGGGAUCGAGUCCGAGGUUGUGGAUCGGUAUCUCGGCACGAGGGAGUCAGUGCGAGUUCCUACGUUUGAAACCAAUGAGCAUGCGUUUUGGAAUAUGCGCUUGUACCUUUUGAAGACGGACUGA
Aspergillus lentulus is the source of this 810-nucleotide messenger RNA. Its product is annotated as SRR1 family protein. The record is from RefSeq and is a predicted model, not a curated record. NCBI's taxonomy places the organism in Eukaryota, Fungi, Ascomycota, Eurotiomycetes, Eurotiales, Aspergillaceae.